Molecule: messenger RNA, 5458 nt
Organism: Scophthalmus maximus (turbot)
Lineage: Eukaryota; Metazoa; Chordata; Actinopteri; Pleuronectiformes; Scophthalmidae
Product: melanopsin-A-like
Exons: 11
Coding region: 158-1690 (510 amino acids)
Biological process (GO): G protein-coupled receptor signaling pathway; visual perception
Cellular component (GO): membrane
Molecular function (GO): G protein-coupled receptor activity
Source: RefSeq, a predicted model, not a curated record
AGCGCGCUGCUGCGGACCGCGCGGCAGAGCGUCACCUCGACGCGCAGCAGCGACACUGGCGCAGUCAGCGGCCCCCGCGUGGAGCGGCAGCGGCAACGGCUCCGACGCGGAUGAUCACCGGCUCCAUCUCCCCGCCUCGGCCGCGCCAACGGUUGCCAUGGUGCCCAGGGCGCCGUACCCCUUCCCCACAGUGGACGUGCCCGACCACGCCCACUACAUCAUCGGCUCCGUCAUCCUCGUCAUCGGCAUCACCGGCAUGGUCGGCAACUUCCUGGUCAUUUACGCCUUCAGCAGGAGUCGCAGCCUGCGGACGCCGGCCAACAUGUUCAUCAUCAACCUGGCGAUCACUGACCUGCUGAUGUGCGUCACCCAGACGCCGAUCUUCUUCACCACCAGCAUGCACAAGAGGUGGAUCUUUGGAGAGAAAGGCUGCGAGGUGUACGCGUUCUGCGGCGCGCUCUUCGGCAUCUGCUCCAUGAUCACGCUGACGGUGAUCGCCAUCGACCGGUACUUCGUCAUCACGCGGCCUCUGACCUCCAUCGGCGUGCUGUCGCGGAAGCGGGCCCUGCUCGCCCUCGGGGCGGCCUGGAUCUACUCCCUGGGCUGGAGCCUGCCGCCGUUCUUCGGCUGGAGCGCCUACGUCCCGGAGGGGCUGCUGACGUCCUGCACGUGGGACUACAUGACUUUCACGCCGUCCGUGCGAGCGUACACCAUGCUGCUCUUCAUCUUCGUCUUCUUCCUGCCCCUCUUCAUCAUCAUCUACUGCUACUUCUGCAUCUUCCGCGCCAUCCGCUCCACCAACCAGGCUGUGGGGAAGUUCACCGGCAGCACUCACAGCCACGGCAGCAGCCGCGACUCGGUGAAGAGUUACCACCGGCUGCAGAACGAGUGGAAGAUGGCGAAGAUCGCCCUGAUCGUCAUCCUGCUCUACGUCAUCUCGUGGUCGCCGUACUCCUCCGUGGCCCUCACCGCCUUCGCCGGGUACGCAGACAUGUUGACUCCCUACAUGAACUCUGUGCCCGCCGUCAUCGCCAAGGCCUCGGCCAUCCACAACCCCAUCAUCUACGCCAUCACACACCCCAAGUACAGGGUGGCACUGGCCAAGUACAUCCCGUUCAUGGGCGUGCUGCUCUGCGUUCACCCUCGCGACCUCCGCUCGGGCAGCAGCAGCUUCGUGUCGACGCGCCGCUCCACCGUGACGAGCCAGUCGUCCGACAUCAGCAGCCAGUUCCGGCGGCAGGGCACCAACAAGUCCCGCCUCUCCUCCGUCUCCGACAGCGAAUCGGGUAUGACGGACACCGAGGCGGACCUGUCCAGUAUGGGCUCCAGGCCGGCCAGCCGCCAGGUCUCCUGUGACAUCAGCAGAGACACCACGGAGCUCCCCGACUUCAAACCCUCGUCCAGCUUCAAGUCCAAUUUGAAGAGCAACGACUCGGGCAUCUUCGAAAAGACGUCCUGUGACAAGGACUUCUCCGUGACGGGAGUCAGUGAACGCAGCAGCGUCCCGAAUAGCGGAGAUCACGCGGACGGACACGUGAAGAGAAGCGCGCUUGGCCGAAUCCCGAGCAUCGUCGUCACGUCUGAGACCAGCCCCUUUCUGCCCAUUGGACGAAAUGGUUCACGCACCUCCCGACACAAGACAGUCAACAACAACAACAACAACAACAACACAGGGACAGGGUGCGGAUAGACAGACUCCAUCAGCCAACCACCUGACCACCUCGCGUCCAGUCAGAUAUUAGAAACUCGCAGCUUGAAACUCGGACACAAACAAAAUCCGUCGGAGGAAGUGACUAGAUGACGUAGGACCAGAGAACCUGCUGCACCUCCAGCCCAGUUCGCAACCAGAACACAGAUCUUAGACCGAGAACUGAGCGAGGAGUCCAAAACGUUGAGCUUUUACCAAUGAAAUUAGAAUAACGAUCCAUGAAUUAUCACCCAAAGACGCAGGUAAACUCCUUGUAUGAGCUUGAGCAUAGUUCCCUCCUUCUAGAUGAGACGUGUCGCCGCUCCCCGAAGCGAUGACACUAAUGAUUCCCUAAUGAUUGAGUUUUGAUCUGGGAAAUCUCCAACAGUCGUAAAUGGUGAUCUGGAAACAACAGGCUUUUUUUUCGUAAGACUAUUUUGGAGUUUCGGACGCGAGCUACGAGACAAUGCUGCCUUACGAAAAAGUGGGUGUUGUAAACUCGGCUCCGAAAGAACGGUCUGCAACGUGUACACCAGCAAAAAGUUUCACCACAAAGAACUUUCUCCCCAGCGUUUCCAGAUCACCAUUUCCAAGGUUUCCAGCCUGGCGAACACACGAACACGCCGAGAGAACAGGGACGAAUGUGAAACGGGUCGGAGCUCAGAAGACGUCGAACUCAAAGUGUUGUUGCAGAGAUUCGAUUGUGUCAAAGCAUUAGUAUAUUAUAUUGCAACGAUCUAUUUAGUAUUAGAUUUCCAUCUUCCAUCCCGGGUGAAUUUUGGAUCGUCCGUGUCAGACAGCUGGAAGGAUCUGAUCUCUGUUUCGUUUGGUCCGAGGUUCAGAUCUGAAGGUUCCGGCACAAAUUUAAAGGUUAUUGCCAAAAUCCAACGCUGGAGACUCAUUUUUCGGCUCGUUGGAGCAAGAAGAAGCAGAGAGACGUCACUGGACACUGAGCACAUUCGGAUGCUUCCAAGCUUCUUACGAGUUCGAGCUCGAGUUUCAUAAUUCACAUCAAGCUCAGGAGAGUAAACUGCUGAUUUAAAGGCCUGCGACUGUGUAGUCGUGUUCCACUUAGUCGAAAGACUCCAGACGUUUAUUCCGUGUUAGGCUGCUCUUUAAAAUAGAAUGUGAAUUAUUGGUCAGACAAAAUAACCGCUACUCUAAAAUACUUUUAACAAUAAUUAAGAAGACUACCUGAUAUCAAAUUGCUCCGUAAAGAAAUUUACCUCCUUUUACUUUAAGUUUAACCCAAAGAAAAUAUAUUUCCCUGCCCCUCAAUUUGUUCCUAAUUGAUAAGUAUAAAAAAACAACUCUAAUGGUUCAUUCACACCAAACGCUUCGCGUAACGUGUCCUAUGUUGUUCUCUUUAGACGAGUUCCUCUGAGACGGGCGACGGUCCGAGGAACCGCGAGCGGGAGUUUUCUCGUGUUUCAGGAAAAAGAGCAAAGUGUUAAUAUGAAUGGAGCGUGUUGAGAUUUUUUUGCAGCGCUUUCUGGUGAUUUUUCUACGAACCCUGUGGUUUCCUGUUGGUUUCCUCGCUGACUGUUGCUUUUGACUCAUUUCAGCUCCGUGUGUGUUUUCAGCUCAGAACUCAAAGACUCAAAGGUUUUCAUCUGCUUCGCUGUGAGUGAACUCGAGGACGAAAUAUGAUCCGUACAACCCAAAUUUAAAAACCCGGCGUGUUCGCUCUAUAAAGAACCUGGAUGGAAGUUUCUUUUAUUCUUAUGUAGCCAUACACUUUCUUUCUUUUUAUUAAAGAUGCUUUUACAAAGUUCUAUGCUAAACAAGUUUCAAACAAUUAAAAGGAAGAGGUGCAGUCUUGUUUUUAAAGCAAUUCAAUUUGCUAUCGACAGUUCAGUAGAAUAGUCAAAUUGGCCGCUGCUUUUGUCAACUACCGUCUGAAAUAAGGACCAAUUGAAAAUCUGCCACCGGAAUUAGGUGCCAGAGUGAAGAAGGUGCACAAUUAACGAAUAAAUACAAUUUUAACAGGCAGUUGGGACAGGACAGUGUUUUGUUUUUUACAAAAAGUUAAAUAAUGAACACUAUAUAUUUACUCUAGUACCAGACUCAACACAAAUAUUCUCAAAUCACAGCAUGACCACAAGCAAUGUUUCAGCUCCACUCAUCAGUGAAAACAAAAAACAGAUCAAAACCUCAAAUCCCUCUGCUUUAUUACAUCAUCAAAUGGCAAACACCUCGUUCUUUUUCUUUCAUUCUGCCUAUAAAUCCUUGUUUCAAUCCAAAAGGAGAGUAUCUACUAGCAACCACCUUGGAAAGACAGUAACUGACGGACCCACAUGAUAUUUUGUGAAAUCCUCUUGCCAUCUGAUAUUAGAUUUGGAUAAUACCUGCGUACGAUGGCGAGCGACAGGAUUUUCCAAAAUAGCCGACGGUCUUCUUCUACUGAUUGAAAUCACCUCAGUGAAUGUUGGAAGCCCUGAGGCCUGCAAAUGCACUUUUGUUAAGAAACAUUGAUGUUUUUAAAAUGUUUUUCAAAGUUUCCCUGUGUUCGGAUGUCGUUUGGUUUGUUUUUAUUUCUGCUUGAGUUUCUUAUCUCCUUGUUUUUUUUCAUUGCAUAUUUAGAGUGUAUAUGUUGCUGAAGGGUGACGUGGUGGAAUGUGACUGUGAUGUUGUGACGGUGUUUGUACGGGGGCUGAAAAGGGGACGUCGCUGUUGAUUGUGACGCGGCUCUUGAAAAGCCGAACUAACCCGUUGGUCCGCGUGGACUUGAUGUAUAUUCCCCGAGAGUCUGACUGAAUGUUUUCAUGAUGUAACACAGAGAUAUGAACUCGUGAUGGGAGUUUUCAUCAAUGCAACCUAGUCAACAAAGCUCAACUUACCUAAAACAAAAGAUUAACAUUUGCUAAACACCUAAAAAGGCUUAAAGAGCUAACCAAUCUGUUCACUUACCUAAACCACGCUACUGUGGCUAGUGGCUAAAGGGAGUUGUUUGCCAACAUUACACUGGCAUCGUCAGUCAGAAGUGGGCUGUUAUAUAAAGUGAUUUAAUAUUAGCUAAGAAGAAAUCCAAAUUAAAGCAUUUACCAAACCAGCUGUGUGGGUAAAGACGGGCUAAAGUGGAACUAAGCUACACUGCGACGCAACGUUCCUCACAAUGUCUUUGGGGAUUAAACUGGUCUGUUAGCUCAAAUGUUUUCAUUAACUAAAUUACACCACCAAGCCAAACCUAAUCAAGAUCGGGUGCUUUAUCUGAAAUUGGAAGCUAAAACCAAGUAGCUGCUAAACUGUUGGCUACACUGACUCGGCGUAUUUUGGCUGAGCUAAAUGUAGCUAGCUGAACCACUUUGAUUGAAAUUGAGUUGUUGCUGAAUGAUUGAUAGAUUACUUCGCCCCAGGUUUUAGUGGGUGAACUAAACCCAUUUAAAAAAACACAACUAUUAUCCAUCUUUCACACAACUUUUUAAACUGCUUUGAUGGCUUGUACAUUCACUCCCCUCCUGUUAGGGACACGAACCUCUACGCCGGUAUAUUCAAAUCUGCUGGAGUUCAAUGGCAGAGUACAGAAUAUUGCACAGCAGCAGUAUAAUGCAGUAAAUCUCAACGUAGUGUUGAACAUACAGUAAUGAAACUGAGUGUACGCCGGUGUUUGAUAUAGUAGUAAUUGUGUAUUAAAAGUGUACGUUCUGAAAAAAGAAAACGAUGUUUGACAACGGGAUGAGGAUUUUAUUGUAGAUUUGUUACUCCUGUUGAUUUCAGUGUUGCUCUUAUUUAUUUUUCUAAAUAAACAUCUAUUAUUCAACGUGCAACGCA